Macrosiphum euphorbiae (potato aphid) is the source of this 309-nucleotide messenger RNA. Lineage: Eukaryota; Metazoa; Arthropoda; Insecta; Hemiptera; Aphididae. The record is from the annotation of a GenBank genome assembly.
AUGAUUUUUAUAUCACAUGAAAAUGAAGAAAACCAAAACUUAACUACGUCGCCACUAGCUACAGAUUAUGUCAACGAAAAAAACAGUCUGGAAUCUUUAUCACCAUUAUUUGUUUUAAAUGAGUUAAAUAAUGCAGAACGUGAAUAUCGCGCCACAUCUCCCUGUGGCUUAUACGUGGUAGAAAAAUUGGUCAACGGGAAAAAUCUGAUAGAAACAUCUAAUAAACCAACAUCUGAUGAUGAUGAUGAUGAUGAUGAGUUCCAAAAUUUAAAUUUCAUCAAGGUUCCACAUGAUAAGUCACUUGAAUGA